AGAUAGAUAUCUGAUAACAUAAGGAUAUUAUUAUAAGAAACGAGUAACCAAAAUAAUAUAAAUAAAGCAUAUAAGUUACAUAACUACCCAAACUGUACGAAUCGAAACCAAAAAUAUAACACAAUAAUAAGUUUAAAAAACCCAUCCGAUGGCGAAGGGUAUUCUUGAACGAAGUAGACAAAUACACGGUAAAAACAUCGUUCUCGUACAUUUUCUUUUUCUAAUAUAAAAAUAGUAUAUAGCCUAUGUUCAUCCUGAAGGAAUAAGCUUUGCAAUUGCGAAAUAAUUUUAAAAAUCGGCUCAGUUUAUUCGGAGUUUACCUCUAGCAAACAAACGAACAAACAAACAUUUUCGCUUUACGUAUUAGAAAGCCUGUAGAUAACUUUUAACUUUUAUUUAAUAUUUUAAAAAUCUUAUUUAAAUAUAGGCUAUAACUAAACCUCAAAUUAAAAUUAUUAAAAUUGUAUAACAUCUUCCCCAGGCUAUAAAAUAUUUAUGAAAAAAUUGUUUAACAACGAUCUUAUUUGAUAUUCCAGGAAUAAAGCUGAUCGUAUAGAUAAAGGCAAAUUCACUAUUAUAUAAUAAACAAAGCAACCUUGAGAAAGUAACCUGUAGAAGGUUAUCAAGAAGACUGAAUAAUUCAAAUUAUUUUGAAGAUGAAAUAAUUGGUUUGGAUCAGCGAAUCAAUCAUUGAGAAGUCUUUCAGCUUUAAAAAAAACUCAUAUAAAUAUAUCAAAAGUUAAUCAGAAGCAAUUUAAAAUAUCGAAAUGAAAGUUAAAAGUUUCAUUUUUCUUACUUUGCUUUAUUUUUUUAAAACCGAGGGCUUAAAUACAAAACCAUACUCAUUUUGUUUAAAGAGUUUUGUGGAUAGAUAUUGUGCUUUGACUGAUCGAAAAGCAAUAUCCGAAUGUGUAAGACAACUUAACGGUAGCAGAAAUUUUGAGAUAUUUGAACAUUGUUAUAAUUCCAUUUCUGAAUUUGGAGUAUCUUUGAGUUCAAGUGAAAAGCUGAAUAGAGUUUGUGAUUUGGAUAUUGAUGAAUAUAUUGGAAUCUCUAAUUGUUGCGAAUAUGGGGCAAUUUUGGAUCUAAAAAGAAAGGGAAACGUAUACAAUAAUAAUCAGCACUGCCUUUCUAAACAAGAAAGAAUAGAAAGGAAUGUUUGUGGACAUCUACGACUUCAUCAUAUUCCGAAAUUCUAUAAUCCAAUUUAAACUUUCGUAUGCUUUUCGGACAGUCUAUCAUCCCUCAUCAGCUGUGCUUGUUACAAUUGGUGAGUUUGCAGGACUUUAAAUGGUAGUACUGUACAUUCUAUUUGAUAACAAAUCGUACGUGUCUUCAUUAUUAGUUUUUACAGAUUUCUUUUAUUGACAGUACAAACAGUAGCAGAGUUUAUACAUAAUGAAUGCUGUUUAAUAAAUUAAUUGUGAAGUAAAUGAAGUUUUUGCAAUCUGUCAGCUCGUACCAAUUACGUUUACUACUACUAACGCGAUGCUACUGUGACAAUGCCGAAGGGCUCGACCACAUUCUUCGCACCACAGGACCGAAGGGUCGACAUCGCGUAGGCGAAGACCGCAAUGACAACUUCGUCAGGACUGACACCACUGUGUCUUUGAGUAGACACAGACCGUUACAUUCGCAGGUACACGCGAGUAGUCACGUCUGUGGAAGCUUAAGUUUGGAAUGGAGACGGAGGGAGAUAUCCGGAAGAAGUGCACUCCAAGAGGCUAUUCAUUUAACAAACUCCCGUUUAUUCAGAGAGGCUGUUUACAGGAUUUUGAGACUGAGGAGCUAGCUUUCUCACUAACUCGAGUAACCAUCAACGGGGAAGCUUAUCAUAUCAAGAGAGAGAGAGAACUUACAAAACUUUCGCGCGACGACAAAUACCUGGAGU
Centruroides sculpturatus (bark scorpion) is the source of this 1891-nucleotide messenger RNA. RefSeq lists its product as uncharacterized. The record is from RefSeq and is a predicted model, not a curated record. The transcript has 6 exons. Bases 768 to 1211 code for a protein of 147 amino acids. Lineage: Eukaryota; Metazoa; Arthropoda; Arachnida; Scorpiones; Buthidae.